Messenger RNA from Halichondria panicea, 6670 nucleotides. RefSeq lists its product as uncharacterized. The transcript is spliced from 17 exons. Gene Ontology annotation, biological process: positive regulation of transcription by RNA polymerase II. Gene Ontology annotation, molecular function: chromatin DNA binding; transcription coactivator activity; histone acetyltransferase activity. Gene Ontology annotation, cellular component: histone acetyltransferase complex; transcription regulator complex. The coding region runs from base 313 to 6057 and encodes 1914 amino acids. NCBI's taxonomy places the organism in Eukaryota, Metazoa, Porifera, Demospongiae, Suberitida, Halichondriidae. The record is from RefSeq and is a predicted model, not a curated record.
CUGAGAAAGAAAACAGAAAAUGGCUACCAUUAUUUUGUUGGGAAAUGAACAAGUUAGAGAGAAAUAGCUAGUUCUAGUGGAAGCUACAAGACAAUUAAUUGCUCUAUUUUGUACUUAUUUUUUGAAAUUCUUGUCUGCUACUAGUACUGUACAGUGUACUGCGGAAUCAUCAAAGGUCCAAUGUCUCCCCAAAUGUCCACCACUUGUUGCGAGUCAAGUAUCCACCCCCUAUAGUGCUACACCUCCUCAAAACACUUCCUUAAAACGCAGCCACCCUCUACGAACAACACUACUUCGAAUGCCACCAUUAACAUGUACAACAACAGCCCUCGUGGAGACGUCAAUUCCUCAAUGUAUUCCAGUUACAAUGCUUCAGGCGGCGCUCCGAGCCCUCAACCGAUAGCGAUCAGCACUUUAGCUGACCCCACACCUGCCCUACUGUCAGUCAGCUCCACCCCUGCUCACGGAAUUGUGUCCAUGGCACCCUCGAGCUCGAUGCAAAACUUUGACCCGAUGGUCAGAACUCCAAUGAUGACUAAUUUAUCCUUUAUGCCUGGAAUGAUGAGUGGGGCUCCCAUAUACCCUAGCCCUGAAACGAGAAUGGCGAUGCCUCAAGGCUAUCAAGGUGGUCAUCCUGGGAUGUACCACCCUGGAAUGUAUGCCGGAAUGCCCGGUCAGAUGCAAGGCAGAGAAAUGAUAGGACCGAUGCGAGCUGCAAUGACACAUCACAUUAACCACCCAGGGAUGCCGAUGGACGAUGAACAAAUAAGACGGCCUGGAAUGGUCCCACAGAUGAGCCCUCAGGGCAUGCACCCUCAAAUGCGAGCCCAGUACAACUACGUUCAGCAGCACAGAACAAUGCAAAACCCUGUGCACAUGAACCCUGGAAUGCAUCCCGGGAUGAGAAGACAGGUGCACAUGUCACCUGGUGGCCAGAGUCCUGGGAUGAGAAUGGCCAACCCUAGUGGAAUGAUGCACGGCAGACCUCCUGGAGCAAUGUACAACGUGGGACCGCCUCAGAAUCAGAUUCAAGCCAAUCACUGUGGAUUUACUCCAACUCCUGAGCAGACGUCUCAUAUGCAGCAGAGUAAUACUAUGAGUCAGCCACCAGUUCCAGUUCCAGUCGCUAGCAAUCCAGCAACCUCCCAGGGUGUACCAAUGGCUCAGAAUGACUCUUCUUUCAACAGUGGACAACAGCAAAAUCAAGAAGUGCUGAGUCAGUUUCGGAACGAUUUAGACAACCUACCCGAUCUCUCCUCUCUGGACGGUCUUGCUGGGAACGAUACGAGUGGUCUCGUUAAUUCGACCUUAAAUGCAAACCCUUCUCUAUCUCUUCAGCAGCAGAAUGUUCCGAACGCCUCUGUCACUCUCACUCCAACUCAGAAUCAUCAAAGGUCCAACGUCUCCCCAAGUGUCACACCACCUGUUGCGAGUCAAGUACCCACCCCUUAUAGUGCUACACCUCCUCAAACGCAGCCACCCUCUAUGAACCACGCUACUCCGAAUGCCACCAUUAACAUGUACACCAACAGCCCUCGUGGAGAUGUCAAUUCCUCGAUGUAUUCCAGUUACAAUGCUUCGGGCAACGCUCCGAGCCCUCAACCGAUAGCGGUCAGCACUUUAGCUGACCCCACACCUGCCCUACCGUCAGUCAGCUCCACCCCUGCUUACAGAAUUGUAUCCAUGGCACCCUCGAGCUCGAUGCAAAACUUUGACCCGAUGAUCAGAACUCCAAUGAUGACUAAUUUAUCUUAUAUGUCUGGAAAGGUGGAUGGGGCUCCCAUGUACCUUAGUCCUGGAACGAGAAUGGCGAUGCCUCAAGGCUACCAAGGUGGUCAUCCUGGGAUGUACAACCCUGGAAUAUAUGCCGGAAUGCCUGGUCAGAUGCAAUUACAACAAGGCGGAGGAAUGAUGGGACCGAUGCGAGCUGCAAUGACACGUUACGUUAACCACCCAGGGAUGCUAAUGGACGGUGGACAAAUAGAAUGGCCUAGAAUGGUUUCACAGAUGAGCCUUCAGGACAUGCACCCUCAAAUGCAAGCCCAGUACAACUACGUUCAGCAGCACAGAACAAGAAGACAGGUGCACAUGUCACCUGGUGGCCAGCAAGUAAUGAGUCCUGGGAUGAGAAUGGCCAACCCUAGUGGAAUGAUGCACGGCAGACCUCCUGGAGCAAUGUACAACGUGGGACCACCUCAGAAUCAGAUCCAAACCAAUCACCGUGGAUUCGCUCCAACUCCCAAGCAGACGUUUCAUAUGCAGCAGAGUAAUGCUAUGAGUCAGCCACCGGUUCCAGUCGCUGGCAAUCCAGCAACCUCCCAGGGUGUACCAAUAGCUCAGAAUGACUCUUCUUUCAACAGUGAACAACAGCCACAUCAAGGCAUCCCUCAGAGCAGUGGCCCUCUUCUAGGUGGAGCUGUAUCCCAAGCCCCCCCCACUUUUCAGCAGACCACGCCCAACAAUGCCCUGCCAGGCUCAACUGGUGGGACCCCUUCUCUCCCAGGACGCACCAACAUGCAGGGAAUGACUUCUGUUGAUGAUAAUCUAUUGUCUCAGAAUCAGCAGCAGCAGCAACAGCAGCAACAGCAGACAACCUCUCAAGCAACUGGGGGGAUGCCUAACCACCAUGUCCCCACCCCACCCCCUCCUGGAUCCAUCCACGGCGGCGGAAACAAGCUACCACCGGGGGCUCCCCCUAACCAGACCUUGGACCCUGAGAAGAGGAAGCAGAUUCAACAGCAGUUGGUGCUCCUACUCCAUGCUGACAAGUGCGAGAGAGAUCAACAGGCGAGCGGUGACUAUCGGCCGUGUACCCUCCUACACUGCAAUACCAUGAAGAGUGUGCUCAAUCACAUGACUGAGUGUCAGGCAGGAAGAUCCUGCACCUAUACACACUGUGCCACGUCUCGUCAGCUCAUCAAUCACUGGAGGAACUGUGUGCGUGCUGACUGUCCUGUGUGUCUACCUGUCAAGCAACAACAUACACGGCCAGGGCAGGGAAACACAGGCUACAAUCCUGGAGCAAAUCCUGGCCUGGGAGGACCGCCGCAAUCAAGCUUCUUCCUUCCCAUUCCACAGAUCACGAGCAAUCCUACUCAAGCGUGGCACUCUCUUGUGAUCCCUGACCUCAGGCAGCACCUUGUUAAAAGAAUAUUGGAGGCCAUCUACCCUAUACAUGAUCCCUUUGCUUUGAGAGAUCCUCGAGUCAAGGGUCUUAUCCAGUAUGCCAUGAAGGUUGAGAAGGUGAUGUUUGAGGCAGCUCAGAACAGAGAGGAGUACUACAAACUAUUGGCUCAGAAGAUCUACCUCAUCAGGAAAGAUCUAGAGGAUAGAAAAAGAAACAAGAGCAGAGACUUGAAGGCCAAACAAGCCCUUGAUGAAGCCAUGAAGGCUGGAUUUGUCCGUGUGAACACUACUAAUAUAUUAUUCUUUGGAAUGGCGGGUACUGGUAAAACUUCCGCUAAGCAUCUCCUUCUGGAACUACCUCCUCCCGAAGACCGAAAUAGCACUCCAUUAGCCAGCACAGCAGAGAGGGUAUGUAUUCGACAAAUUCGUGACACUACAAAGCUGAAAAUGGAAGCUCAAAAAGAUUCCCCUAGAACAUGGAAACCAAUAGCUAGUGAUGACGUACAAAGCAUAGUUGCUGAUGUUAUUAAAUCGCAUGUAUCCAGCUUAGAUUCUAACUCUAUUAUUCCACAAGAACUCAGCAUUGCUCUGAAGCAACUUGAAGCCAGGAAUGAACCAGCUAGCAAUGAACCAGCUAGCAAUAAACCAGCUAGCAAUAAACCGGUUGACGAAAUUCCUUUGACUUCAAGAGCUAGUCCAACUAAACUAUCAGAUAAUGAACAAGAAAGUUUAGAUGGUGGGAGCAGAGAUUUCCUUAACAUUAUUUCAGAUGUAAUGAUGAAUAUUCAGCGGUUAUCUGACGAUGAUCGUACUGCUAUUCAAGAAAAAUUUGGAUCUCAUUGGAUCUACAUAAUAGACAGUGGAGGCCAACCGCAUUUUCAUAAUCUAUUGCCCCUCUUCAUGCCAAAGAUUUCUAUAGCUUUGUAUAUCCUUCGUCUCUCUGAAUCCCUAGACGACCAUCCGCUGGUUGAAUACUACAAGGACGAUGAGCCAGUUAGUAAAAGUUUUAAAUCACAUCUCUCAGUUCUUGAUAACUUUAAGUAUCUCGUCCAGUCAAUUCAAUCUCAGAGUGAAAACUGCAAGCUGAUAUGCAUUGGCACUCACAAAGACCGUCAAUCUGAAUGCAUGGAAACAUUAUCUGACAAGAAUAAAACUUUUUUGAACUUAGCAGAGAAAGAUAACAUUCAGAAAUUUACUUAUUUUUUCAACUUGGCAAAGAAGAAGAAGGAGAUUAUAUUUCCUAUGGAUUGCAAGAACUGCGACUCUGACAGUAAGGACAUAGCAAAGACAAUUCGUGAAAUUAUUUACGAACGAUCUCAAAAGCUUAAAAAUGAAAUCUUGUUCCCUUUUUGGUGGUUUGUUUUAGAAAUUAUUGUCGAAAAGGUUUCAACCAAUCAAAAUAGAAAAGUUUUAAGCAAGACUGAAUGUGUUGAAAUUGCAAAAGCAUUGCAUAAUUUUCACGAAGAUGCUCUUUGUGAAGCUUUAAAAUUCUUCCAUGAGCAUCACAUCUUUCACUAUUAUCCUGAAAUUCUUCCAAAUGUGGUAUUUUGUGAUACUCAAGUUCUUCUCGAUAAGGUAACGGAACUUGUUGAGUUUGCUGCAUACGUGCGAGGAAGUAACACUCCAAUACAUGGGUCAGGAGACUGGUUAAAUUUUACUGAUAAAGGAAUUAUUACAAUUGAACUUCUGUCUGAUAAGACUUUUGAGAAGCAUUAUGUCAAUGGACUGUUUGCACCCACUGAUCUCAUUGAAAUAUUCAAGUACUUGCUGAUAGCCACCCCAUUUCGUUUAUUCUCACAAGGAAUCACUCAAGAUACGCGUUUAUAUAUGCCAUCUCUUCUAUCCUUGCUCCCACCAAGUGAAGUCAAUGAAAAACGAGCUGUUUUGCUUGAGACCGGAUUAAUCCCACUUGUUUUGCAGUUUAAAAGCAACUGGCAGUGCUGUGGGGUGUUUUGCUGUCUCCAAGUGUAUUUAAUUAAAGAAUGUGAAUGGAAAAUUGAAAUGGAGGAUCACCAGCCGAGUAGAAACUUUGUACAAUUCGUUCAUCGAAAGGAAGACUGUUUUAUCAUGCUAAUUGACCGGUUUUCGUUCCUCGAAAUUCAUUCCAGUAGUCAUGUUAAAAAAAUGUUGUUUAUGAUAAAUGAAAACGUUCGAUUAGGUUUGCAAUCUGCUUACCAAGCCCUGAAAUACACAUAUGAGGAUCCUGAAGUUGCAUUUUUGUGUCCCCAUGAAUUGCCCAAAUCUCAACCACCUUCAACUGAAACAAGUGCAAGUCACCAAGUGCCCCACCCAGCUCAUGUUCUUGCAAAUGGCAAUGUUAUGAGGUGUACUCAAUGCAAUAAGAUGACAUAUACGUUAGGAAAAGGUCAUAAAAACUGGCUCUCAGUAUGUUGCCCAUCUACGAAUGUAGCAAGCGAACUUUCAUCGCAGCCAUCAAUUCUGGAAAAUGACACUUCUGAGGAAGAUCCUCUAGCCUCAGGCAAACGCAAAAGAUUAUUGCCAUCAGAUGAAGAAGUUGAAACUCUGUUAAAGCGUCAGAAGAAUGAUGUCAUUGUACAAGAAUUGUCAUCAGAAAAGGGUCCAAACAAAAGAGAAAGUGCAAACCAGCCGAUUGUUCUAACUGAAAUGAAUAGUAUAAUUUCUGAUAGUUUGAACAGUGCAAGCAACGAUUGGUUCAAUUUAGGAUUGGCUCUCGGGGUGAAGUAUAAUGAUUUGAAAGACAUCGAAGACCAAUACCCUACUAAUCAACGCCGCCUAGUGGAUAUGGUGGCCAAGCGUCUUAAAGUCACUGAUCCAGAACAUCCGGUCACAUGGCCUUACAUAUGUGAAUGCCUAAGGCGUCCUGCUGUUAAGCGUAACGAUGUAGCCGAUGAAAUUGAAGCAAACUGUGUGAGGACAGCAACUGCAGUUGCUCAUACCAAUACAACCUGACAGGGUAAUGCAGCGACUUAACUACAUGUAGCUGCUAAUGUAGUCCCCCACACAACCAACACAACCAACCCUUGAGUCAGUUCAACAACAUGAGACACGAAGAGACUUAAAGUGUGACGUAAGCGGUCGUCUGGCAGGAGAGAACAUGACAGGGGAGCACAACAGAUUCACACACCAGUCCAUGUUUUGGAGUGAUGUCGGCCCCGAGGUUGGGUUUGAAGCCACGGGCCUGGUUGACAGCAAACUCCCCACAGUGGGCGUAUGGGCUAGGAAGACCAGUGAGGAAUCCGAGUUGCCUGUGGAUGAUUAUUCUAAAGGGGUGGUGUUUUAUCUCAACAAACCAGACGGCAAAAUAGUUGGAGUCCUUACAUGGAAUCUGUUUGGAAAGAUGGAUCUGGCGAAACAGAUCAUAGCUGAAGAGAAAGCUAAUGGAGAUAUUGGGUCACUGUCAGCCAAGUUUAAGAUACACGAAGAGACUGAGGUGUGAUUGAUCAGCCACUCAUCUGGACUCACUUCUAAGAGCUAGUCGAACUCUUUUGUAGACUUCUUAUGAUGUUUUGUGUUGGAAGAGCAACGUUUAUUUUGUGUACAGUUUCUCAGAUUAAUCUAAUGG